Molecule: messenger RNA, 2388 nt
Organism: Marmota monax (woodchuck)
Lineage: Eukaryota; Metazoa; Chordata; Mammalia; Rodentia; Sciuridae
Gene: Prdm14
Product: PR/SET domain 14
Exons: 7
Coding region: 102-1817 (571 amino acids)
Biological process (GO): regulation of transcription by RNA polymerase II
Cellular component (GO): nucleus
Molecular function (GO): protein binding; RNA polymerase II transcription regulatory region sequence-specific DNA binding
Source: RefSeq, a predicted model, not a curated record
ACCUGCGAUCUGGGGUAGACUUGGGUGGAAGAAACCAGGCGGGCAGGAGCACCGCCAGGGACGCGUUUGCUUUCCCGCGGACUCGCACAGCGUUGCCCGCAAUGGCUCUGUGGGCACCAGGUGAAGCCGAGCUCCAAGACAAGGUGUGCUACCCACUCGAGAGGUUCCAGAGCACCCCCCAACAACUGGCUGCCUACUACCCGCCUUUUUCUGCCUAUGGGCACUACAGGAGUGCCUUGUCCAGCACCGAGGAGGAUUUCCAGCCGCUAGGGCGUCUGGAGGCAGCGGUGUCUGCGUCCCAGGGGUUGACUCCUUUCCCCUUCCCGAUGGCACCUCCCUUGUUGACCUCGGAUCUGGCUCUACAGAGGGAGCCACUCUGUGAUCUGACUUGGUACAGCAAGAUGUCACUGUGGUACCCAAUUCCUCACCUCCCCAGGGAGGUGCCACACUUUCCGAGUAGCCAUGAGUACUCCAGUGCCAGCAACGAAGAUUUGGUCCCCGUUGGUGGCCGCAGCGACAGUGGCCAGGGUUGUGGACCUGAUACUUCAAUUCCGCCGCUUCCUAAGGAGGCCUCCUUGUCAUCGGAGGGGCAAAAGACCUCCCAGUUAGCAUCUCGGUCCCCCAGCAAGAGAUUUGAGGAUGGUCCCAAACAGCUAGACCCAGAAGGGAAAUCACCUCCUCCUUGUUUCCACUUCACGAAGGAGGACCUGCACUUCGUUCUUUAUGGGGUUACUCCCAGCCUGGAACAGCCAGCCCGCUUCCACUAUGCGAUUUCCGGCUUACUCGUCCCCGCAGACAGUUCUGGGUCUGAUCAUAUUCCUCAAGUUCUGGAUAAAGACUCCCUUCAGCUUCCAGAAGGUCUCUGCAUCAUGCAGAUGAUGUUUGGUGAAAUUCCACAUUUUGGUGUGUUCUGCAGUAGCUUUAUUGCCAAAGGAAUCAGGUUUGGGCCCUUUGAAGGUAAAGUGGUCAAUGCCAGUGAACUCAAGACCCACAGAGACAAUUCUCUGAUGUGGGAGGUCUUUGAAGGUGGUAAUUUGAGCCACUUUAUAGAUGGAAAAGGUACAGGGAAUUGGAUGACCUAUGUCAACUGUGCCCGAUUUCCGAAGGAGCAGAACCUGGUUGUCAUACAGUGUCAAGGGCAGAUAUUUUAUGAGAGCUGCAAGGAGAUCUACCAGAACCAAGAGCUCCUUGUGUGGUAUGGAGACUGCUAUGAGAAAUUUCUGGAUAUUCCUGUGAGCCUUCAGGUCACUGAGCAGGGCAUGUCGCUAUCUAAUCCUUCUGAAGAAUCUGAAGAAGGUUACAGAUGUGAAAGAUGUGGGAAAGUGUUUACCUACAAAUACUACAGAGAUAAGCACCUCAAGUAUACCCCCUGUGUGGACAAGGGUGAUAGGAAAUUUCCCUGUUCCUUCUGCAAUCGAUCUUUUGAGAAGCGGGACCGGCUGCGAAUCCACAUCCUUCACGUUCAUGAGAAGCACCGGCCUCACAAGUGUUCUACAUGUGGGAAAUGUUUCUCUCAGUCCUCCAGCUUGAACAAGCACAUGCGAGUUCACUCUGGAGACAGACCCUACCAGUGUGUGUAUUGUACAAAGAAGUUCACUGCCUCCAGCAUACUCCGCACACACAUUAGGCAGCAUUCUGGGGAGAAGCCCUUCAAGUGCAAGUACUGUGGGAAAUCCUUCGCUUCCCAUGCUGCCCAUGACAGUCAUGUCCGGCGCUCUCACAAGGAAGAUGACGGUGGCUCCUGCCUCAUUUGUGGGAGAACCUUCCCAGAUUCAGAUGCUCUUUAUUGCCACAUGCAGUUUCAUGGAAACCUCUAGCCAUCCAAGUGAAGCAGUGUGAGAAUGGAGCAGUGUGAAAACCAAGGACUUGGAUGCCCUCCUUCUGGUUUUGUUAUAGGUGUGUCAUAGGAACAACUGGUCAUCCUAUUGAACUGGCCUAUCUGCUGAACUUACCAGAAUAUUGACUGUGGCUUUUGCCGAAAGGUCUUUCACAAUUGUUCAUGAGACUAGAAUGCUGAUCAGCUUACCUACAAAUAGUGAGAGCUGCAGGGUGACAGUGCCUGAGGGCCUGAAGAUCCAACAGAAGCCCCCAGAGCAUCCAUCCAAGUCCCUGAAGCUCGGGGAUGACAGACCAAGUCCUAGGUUUCAUAAUCAAAGAAAAGAAGAUCUUCUCUCUGCUAUUUGCUGUGGGUCCUUGAUUGUACUGUCUGUGGCUGUCAACUGUUGAAUUUCUUCACAGAACAAAUUUUCCUAAUAUUCACCCAAGCCAGAACUUUUUCAGAUGUGAAUUAGUCUUUGAUAUUUAUUUGGAUUCAUUUUAAAUCUUUUGUUCCUACCCCUCCCCCACCACACGAUAAAUGUAUGUUUAGCACCAAACAGAAUUAGAGGG